Messenger RNA from Dujonia railenensis, 651 nucleotides. The record is from the annotation of a GenBank genome assembly. NCBI's taxonomy places the organism in Eukaryota, Fungi, Ascomycota, Pichiomycetes, Serinales, Debaryomycetaceae.
AUGUCCCUUCCAAAUCCUGCCACUCCAGUUAAAUUAGUGUUAUUAGGGGAGGCAGCAGUUGGUAAAUCAUCACUCGUGUUAAGGUUUGUCAGUAAUGACUUUCAAGAAAAUAAAGAACCUACUAUUGGUGCGGCCUUUUUAACUCAAAAAUGUACGAUUGGAGAUAGAACAAUCAAGUACGAAAUUUGGGAUACAGCAGGGCAAGAGAGGUUUGCCUCAUUGGCACCAAUGUACUAUAGGAACGCCCAAGCUGCGUUGGUUGUCUACGAUAUAACAAAACCGGCAUCUUUCAUCAAGGCCAGACACUGGGUCAAAGAAUUACACGAACAAGCAUCCAAGGACAUCACCAUUGCAUUGGUCGGUAACAAGUACGAUUUAGUAGAAAGCGACGAAGGUGGUGAGGAGGAAGAUUCCUUGAGGAAAGUUAGCAUUGAAGAAGGUAAGCUGCUUGCUGCGGAAGAGAAUUUGUUAUUUUUCGAAACUAGUGCGAAAACGUCAUAUAAUGUAAACGAUGUCUUUAUUGGAAUAGGUAGUAAGAUCCCUUCUGCUUCGCUGACCGAAGCUGCAAAUCAACAGAGUCAUGUGAGUGAAGGUAGAGUUGAUUUAAGUGGUGGUGUUAACAAUAGAGGGCAAGAUGCAUGUCCAUGUUAG